Molecule: messenger RNA, 3226 nt
Organism: Homalodisca vitripennis (glassy-winged sharpshooter)
Lineage: Eukaryota; Metazoa; Arthropoda; Insecta; Hemiptera; Cicadellidae
Gene: DCTN4-p62
Product: dynactin subunit 4
Exons: 9
Coding region: 106-1581 (491 amino acids)
Cellular component (GO): dynactin complex
Source: RefSeq, a predicted model, not a curated record
GACAAGUUGGUGUCAGUGUCAAGUAGACUGUGGAGUUGGAUCAGGUGUGGAAAGGAGGAUAGUGAAUUCUGAUAUUUAACCCUCAUUGGAAAAGUAUUACUGAAAAUGACAUCUUUGGAUCAACCAGACUAUGUUCUUUAUGCUUGUACAUGUGGAUGUUUGAAACCAGUGACGAGAAUGUAUUUUUGUCGCCAUUGCUUGAAAGUUCGCUGUGGCUACUGUGUUAGUCAUGAAGUUGAAGCACAUUUCUGUUCCAAUUGUUUGGAGAAUAUUCCACCAUCUGAAGCGCGUUUAAAGAAAAACAGGUGCGGUACGUGCAUGGAUUGUCCAAACUGUUUGAAUGCCUUGUCAGUCCGUGCUACCACCAUCUCUCGCUUGUCAGAGGACGGCUCCAAGAUGCCAGGGAAGGUCUACUAUCUUGCAUGUUUCUUCUGUCGGUGGACUACCCGAGAUGUGGGAAUCCCUGACCAGACUGCAGCAACUGGGAGCUGGCCGGAGAGAGAGAAUCCCCAUGCUAAUCGUAUCAACACACUACUGGAGCACUACAAAACCAAGGCACUGCGAGAGAAAAUAGAGAAGGAACGGAAGACCCUCAGCACUCCACGGAGGGGCUACACGCAUCUGGCUGAGCGGUAUGGGUUGUCAGGAAUGAUAGCACGCCGCAGGGCAGGCCUGCCAACAGUACCUCUGGGAAGAGAUGCGGAACUGACAACUCCCCCUGCUCCGGCCACAGCCUCUGAGACUGUAGAGGACCUGCCAGACCACUUCUUCACCCAGGCUCCAGUGCUGACUCAGAUAACCACAAUGACACAGCGCCUGGCACUGACCGACUCACAGCCAGUCAGCACUGAGGAUUUGAUCCCUCCCCACCGUAGGUUGUUCAUAAAACGCUCGCAGCGUUGUCGUGAAUGUGAACACAACAUCUGCAAGCCUGAGUUCACCCCGGCCUCUAUCAAGUUCAAGAUACAAUUGGCAGCACACUAUCACUUGCCAUCUGUACGGAUUCUCACUGUAGAGCCACUGAGAGCUGGUCAACCCUGUGAAAUCAUACUGAAGCUGACCAACCCGACCCAGCACCUGACCUCUGUACAGUUCUGUCCUUUGCCCACCGAACAGGAGGAGUUGCGGGACUUGGAGCUCGAGAUCGAGCGCCUCAGUCGUAAGGAAGAGAUUAAACCUACAAGUGGGCGUGAGAGUCUGAUGCUGCCAUCUAUUGGUCAACGGCCAUCCGUGCCCAAACCUCCACGAAGAGUGCAGGCCACUGUGACAGCGGUGCUGGCACUGCCCUCUGGAGGUGUUAUUCUGCCCCCACGCGAUGAUGCAGCAGAGUACGACGAUUCUGGCGACACCCACAACUUCCAGGAUGACCCCAAGGUGGUGGUGUGGCGUAAAGGUAACAAGGCUGCUGUAAGGUUCACUCUGACUCCUGACUCCACUCUAGCCGUGGGAGAUCCAGUGCUCUGUGGUUUCGUAUUAUGUUACGGCUACGUCAAUACCAUGGUGACUGUGGAGCCUGCCCGUGUCGAGCUACAAGUCCGUAUCUACUUGGCCCCGGGCAACGUGUGUGGAGAUCCACAGUGAUCCAUCUACACUCCCUCAUCACUAUAAUGAUAACUUAUAAUAGCAGAGACAUUGUAACAAGUCUCUCGAAACAUGUAUCACUGGGCUGUUACGGUUGCUGUAUUAUUAACUUAUAUGCUGCAACAGUUGUGGCCAGGGGUGUUGUGCUAAAAUAAGCUGCCAGUGAAGAAGUCCUAAAAUAUCUGAUAUAUAGAAGAAAUCAGAGCUAUAAAGUAUAAAUAGAAUUCACAAGCAGUUAACACAAUUCUCCCCUCCCAUGACUGCUUGGCCAUUAGUAGGACAUAAAGGAAUUUUGUCAUAAAUAAUCGCACCAUAAUUACUUCUUUAAUUAUUUUUAACUUAUCUUGCAAGGUUUGUUCUGUUACUGGGUUUUGGAUUAGAAAAAUGUAUUAAUCAGUUUGGGUUUUGUUGAUUUAAAACAAAGAUAUAGAAUGUUGUUAGUUUCAAGUUAUCUUUUUGCACUUGUAUAUACUCUUUUCCUGCAAUAAAAGGUAUUUUGUUUGACCUGAAUAUUGUGUUAAUUAAAAUAUUUCUUUGUAACAAACAGCAAGUGGCUGCCAAGAACAGUUUUUUAAUAAAUGUAAUAAAACUGCAUUUAAAAUUUCAAUUACAAUUGAAAUUACAUUGCAAUUAUAAUUACAUUGAAAACAAACCUUGAAUUAAAAAUAACAUUUUUAUCUUGGCUACAGAAAUGAAAUGACAUUAAAUUAAAAUUAAAAAAAUCUUUAUUACAGAGGCAAAGUUAGGAUUUAGAAGUCCUCUCUUCCACUUAAACUCACAAAUAGCAAAAAUUAAAUAUCAUUCUUAUUAUGAAGUAGCAAUGAAUGUCGUGUAUAAAACAGUGCUAAGUCAGACUACUAAUUAAUAGUACAGAGAUGAUAAUUCUUGCUUGGUGCAGACAAGAUUAGUUGUAAUUUUGAGUGCCUGGUACAAUAUUGUAACAGAACAGUUUCAGAUGAUGUAAUUAAUAACAUGUUAUAAAUUACCAGCUACAGCUAAUUAUUUAAGAAAUAAUACGUUGUUAGUGUGGUAUUUUUCUAAUAUUGUUUUCAAUGAUUUUUCAUUGCUGGUCUUGGAUAAUUUUUCACUUAAAAAAAUAUUAGCCUUAGGUAUUGUAAAUUAUGUAUGGUGUAACUAAACCAUAAAAAGGCAUUCUACAAAAAUGUUAAUUCUUUCAUUGAGUUUAUUGUUCGUAUUCUUCCUGUUUUGUAACUUUUCAGUAUAAUUAAUUGUACACUGUUCAGCAUAACCAAUACAUCAUUAUCAUUUUCUACUAUUUUACUGAAAGUAUUGGAACAAAAUGUUCAGUUUAUAAGCCACUGGAUCACAGCAGAAAAUACUAUUGCACUCUAUAAUAACUGCAUGCAAAAUUUACUAAUACUAUACAGAGAAACAUGGCAAUGUCAUAUAAGCUAACAUUCUCAGGUAUUUAGUAACUGACACUGCUGAUAAAGCUGUCACAUCUGAGGAAUAUAUUUUUAUGAAUGUAUGUUAAAAUUCUUUUGUAGAAUGUGUUCAAUUAUGUUACUUGAUAUUUUUGCUUGUAGGUUUUUAUAACAAAAGAGAUAAAUAAUGUUUAUGUUACUGUUAUUUAUUUAUUUAAUUUCUAAUAUUUUGUAUACAAUUACAAUAGUUUUCUAUAAAA